This is a messenger RNA of Closterium sp. Naga37s-1, 753 nucleotides long. NCBI's taxonomy places the organism in Eukaryota, Viridiplantae, Streptophyta, Zygnematophyceae, Desmidiales, Closteriaceae. The record is from the annotation of a GenBank genome assembly.
AUGCACGAUGGGCGCGCCGCAGCAGGGGGAGCAGCCGCAGGAGCACAAGGGGGUGCGGAGGGGCAGCGCGCGGCAGGUGGAGCGCGGGGCGGCGAGGGGGAAAGGGGGGGAGGGGUGGAGGGCGAGGAGGGGUGUGAGGGAUGGGAAGAAGGCGGAGGGUGGGAGGAGGAGUACGACACGGCCGACCCCUUCAUUGACGACUCCGCCCUCAAGGAGUAUUUUUCCUCCAACCGCAAGGCAAAGCGAGUGGGCUUCUUCGUCAACCGAUCCGACUCUCAGCAUUCACCCCCCAGUCCUGCCUCGCCUGGCGGGUCGCCAUCAGCGCCAGCGCGGGCAGCAGGGGGGGCAUCAUUGAGAGGCACGCUGCGGGGCGUGAAGCAGGCGGCCAGGGCGGCAGGGGGGGCGGUGGCAGGCAGGGGCGGGCAGGGCAGGGGCGGGCAGGGCAGUGGCGGGCACAAGGCGCAGCGCCUGCCAGCGCUGGGCGUGCGGCGCAGGGGGGCUCUGAAAGGGGGGGUUGGAUUGGGGCAUGGGGGCCGGGGGUCAGGCGUGGGGCUCAUGAUGAUUGGCAUGCGUGGCAGGGGCAGGUGCGGAGGGAGGGGGCGCGGGAGAGGGCAAGGAAGGGGAACGGCGCGUGGUGCUGCCACUGCUAACGCUGGUGGCGCUGGUGGUGGAGCAGAUGAGGCGAGCACUGCCCUGGCAGCUGCUGAACCGCAUGCCCUCUCACAGCAGCUGUCACAACAGCAGCAGCAGUAG